Molecule: messenger RNA, 1920 nt
Organism: Fragaria vesca subsp. vesca
Lineage: Eukaryota; Viridiplantae; Streptophyta; Magnoliopsida; Rosales; Rosaceae
Product: vacuolar protein sorting-associated protein 36-like
Exons: 9
Coding region: 229-1563 (444 amino acids)
Biological process (GO): protein transport to vacuole involved in ubiquitin-dependent protein catabolic process via the multivesicular body sorting pathway
Cellular component (GO): ESCRT II complex; late endosome membrane
Molecular function (GO): phosphatidylinositol-3-phosphate binding; ubiquitin binding
Source: RefSeq, a predicted model, not a curated record
AAAGAAAAAAGAAAGAAAAAGCCGAUGAUCGGUUUGUGCUAGCAAAGAAGAAAGAACUGGGUCUAUUGCUAUUAACAUUCCAAAACGCUAGUGGUUCGCAGGCUGCUGUUUGUCUGCUCAAGAUGGAAUCUAUUUAGUAUUUAAGAUGGAAUCCUUUAUCAUAAGGAUUUUGGACCACUAGCUCCUAUGAGACCACCUGCAAAUUCAUCAUAAUCGUAAACAUCAGCAAUGGCUGGAAAUUGCCUUGAAGUGGUGGAGCUAACAAGCAGUGGACGCCCAGUCCUCCUCCCAUCAGAGAUUGAAUGUUCACUCCUCUCUGCUGUAGACCUCGAAUGUGAAGAACUCCCCAACUUUCCUAACCUCAAAUCGGCUAUCCUCACCCUCACCACCCACCGCCUCUUGUGGCUCCCUGACUCCUCUUCACAAGGAGCCUCUUCAGCCAUCCCACUCGCCUCCAUCACCCACAUCUUCUCUGCCAAAAAAUCCCUCAAGUCCAUGUUCGCCUCGCCUCGAAUCCGGUUCCAGCUUUCAGUGUCACCCGACGGCCGGGUUUCGAGUUCAGGUUCAGGUUCCAGGUCCAUCGUCGUUACAGUGGUUGUGAGGGGGAAGGGUGCUGAUUUGGAUGUGUUUUUGACCAAGUUUUGGGAUAACUGGCGAGGAAGAGCCUGGGAGACUGGGAAUGCUGAUGUCACUUCAGGCUCUGUGUCUGGUUCUGGGUCAACUUCUUCUGGGUUAUACACUAAGGAAGGAACGGUGAGGAUGGUCGGGGUGUCUGGAAUACUCAGGAAGGAACAAGAGAUGUGGGAGACUACUGAUAAGAGCUUGCAGGACGCUUUCCAGGACUUGAAUGCUCUCAUGAGUAAAGCUAAAGAGAUGGUGUUGCUAGCAGAGAAAAUGAGGCAAAAGCUUUUAUCCAGCUCGACUUCUCAGCCUAGUGCAGCAGAGGACGAGGAAUUGGGUUCCAAACAAGAAAUGCAAGACUGGUUACUUAGUGUUGGUAUUAUCUCGCCUGUCACCAAAGAGUCUGCUGGUGCUCUUUACCACCAACAAUUGUCACGUCAGUUGGCAGAUUUUGUCAGGCUUCCACUUGAGAGAGCUGGAGGAAUGAUGAAUCUUAUAGAUAUUUACUGUCUCUUCAAUCGUGCUCGAGGAACAGAAUUGAUCUCGCCAGAGGAUUUGCUUCAAGCAUGUGUUCUGUGGGAGAAGUUUGAUGUCCCAGUAAUGCUUCGGAAGUUUGAUAGUGGGGUCAUGGUAAUCCAGAAUAAGUCCCACAGUGAUGAAGAGAUCUUUGCUAAAAUUAAGACGCUUGCAACACAGCCCGAUGCUCUUCGAACUGGUAUAAGUGCGAGAGAUGCUGCAAUCACGGUAGGUAUUGCGCCAGGCAUGGCCAAGGAGCAUCUUCUAACUGCUGAAAGCAAAGGCUAUCUAUGCAGGGAUAUUAGCGCAGAUGGUUUUCGGUUUUAUAUUAACCUGUUUCCAGAAAUCGACCCAAACAAUGUUUACUUAGUAAAAGAUUAUGGAGUCUAUGACACAUGGUUAAGUGUGGCAUCUGCUUCUGGAUGAGAGACAACUUGUGCACUACCCCCCUAUUUACUUCCUCAUACUAACCGCAGCAAGGUUGAGACAAAUUGAUGAACGCGGAGAAGUUCUUUAGAUUCCAAAGUACAUCUUGGUGAUUGUAGACUAGAACUUUCAGAAACAUGCAUCAACCACCUUCUUGGACCCAUUGUGACACCCACGAGUAUUCUUUUCUGGGAGCUGGUAAUAGUUAUCUUGUAUUUGUAUUUGACUUGUACAUUUGAACAAGGAGGGGAAACCAACCCCCCAUACAACAUAAGUUCAGAGCUCACAAAAUAUAUUUUGUGCUGCUCGUCUUGUUUUUUUUUUUUUUUUUUUUGAUAAAUGGGUGGUGGUCAAAAG